Clarias gariepinus (North African catfish) is the source of this 2365-nucleotide messenger RNA. It is a transcript of the gene relt, whose product is annotated as RELT TNF receptor. Gene Ontology annotation, biological process: apoptotic process. Bases 173 to 1396 code for a protein of 407 amino acids. Lineage: Eukaryota; Metazoa; Chordata; Actinopteri; Siluriformes; Clariidae. The transcript has 11 exons. The record is from RefSeq and is a predicted model, not a curated record.
CAGGAGCGGUGCUUCCUACCGGCUUUUAUUUAUAAUCAGUAUAUAUAUUUCUUUCUUCUUUCGUUUCCACUCGUAUUAUUAAAUAUAAUGUUGUACAUAAGUACGAUUACGCCGCAGCACUAACUUAUGGUAAACGUGCAGCCUUAAACAGGUCUUAUGUUUACAGAGGAACAUGGUGAAGAUGAUGAGGAACCGCCUUGGCUGUUCAGCUUCUGUGUUUUUUAUGUUGCUGUCGCCGUGGGUGGUGCUGGCUGCUCCGUAUCAGACGGGACAGGCGUACCCGUGUCUGCGCUGUCCUGCUGGACAGGAGCCGUCCAUUGCGUGCAGCAAAGUGGAGGGUCUUGAUGCGGUGGUGGAGUGUCGCCAUUGUCCACCUGGCACUUUCUCGGAUUCCUACGGUCCAGACCAGUGCGCUGUACACACACAGUGCAGGAGUCUGAACCGGCAACUGUUGACAGCUGGCACCUCGGAAUCUAAUGCAGCAUGUGGAGCCUGUCUGCCUGGGUUUCACCCUGUACUGAGUACACAGAGCUCCUCCACCCUGUGUUCCCGCGAGAGGACCCCCCUGGUGCGUUUGCGGCGCAAUGCAGGAAAGAACGCUCGAGAGGGCGGAGCUGGAUCAGGAACGGGCGGGGCGAACAGCACAGCUGUGCACGCAGCAGAGGAGAAGACUACAGAGUAUGCCGUGUUUGCUCUCGUCCCUGUGUUCUGCGUGAUAGGCCUGCUGGGCAUCCUCAUCUGCAACCUGCUCAAGAAGAAGGGCUAUAAAUGCACUACAGAGAAGGAGAAUGCAGAGGGGGAGGCAGGUACGCCGCAGAAAGAGGGUAAUCCUUGCCCUUAUGUUAUAGAAGAUCAGAAUGAGGACACCAUAAGUGCAUUGGUACGCCUCAUCACAGAAAAAAAAGAAAAUGCAGCUGCCCUGGAAGAGUUGUUACUGGAAUAUGAAAAGAAAGAAACAUGUCCUAACAAACGAUCAUCAGUCAAGUUCCCUGGCUUCUUCCAGUUCCGCUCAUUGCCCAGGCUCUGUACUCACAAUCAACAUCUUCAUACUAUCAGUGGGUUGGCCCCACAUUCUAAUCUUGGUUGCUCACGCUGCAGUCAGAAGAAAUGGCCACACGUGCUGUUUCCGCUCACCAUCGACACAAAUAAGACAUCCUGUGCGACAUCUGUCGACUCCUCACCUGGUGAGGGCAGUGUCCUCAAUGUAGGAAGGUUCCAGGUGGCUCAUAUCCUAGAGGGUGACCCAGUCUCCAUGGUGACGACCCCACUGGAGUCCAGUGACACCGAUUCAAUAGAGUGUACUCACAGAGAGUCUGCUGAAGAAUUAUCCCUUCUGGGCAUGUCCUCUUCUGCAAAAUGUCCUUCCUCAAAGAGCAAACAGAAUAGUGAAAAGUGAAACGAAUUUAAAAGAACGAGUGGAAGAAAAAGUGAAACAUCCAUCAUUACUCUUUCAUCAACACCACGUCGAGCACAAUCUCAUCGGUGGGCUCCGAACGAAGGGUAGAGGCUGACGCAGGAUGGAAAUAAAUUUUACCCCUAUGGGGAGCAAGUCUUGAAUUCUGGAGAAAAAAAAAAACAGCAAUUCAUCUUACUAAGUGUUUAGGAAAUUAUUAUGUUAAAAAAAAAGAAGAAAGAAAACAACUUCCCUCAGGUCUUGCAAGCUGAGAGUUAAAAUUUGUAAAUGAGAAAACCUUAAAGAGGAGAGGCGAGACCCGGCAUGGUACCCUGAAACAAAAUGUGAAAUAUAACUGAAUAGUAUGGUAAUUGUAGUGUAAAGUUUAUAACUUUUAACCUUGAUAGAUAAAAGAGACAUUUUAACAUUGAUGAACCACAAUAGACAGGCACAGAUACAGUCAUGUGUAAAAGUUAGUGUCCCCUUUUUUCAUUUUUUUUUGUACAAAAACACAAUAAAUCAUCUUAUCAUAGAGGGUCCUAUUAGGGCAAAUACAACCCCAGACGACCUAUAACCUUUUCAUGCGGGUAAUACUAAGUACCCCCCUACUGUUUCCACAGGAUUUAGGAGGAUAAGUCGUAGGCAGGUGCUGAUAAUCAUCUUACAGCCCUUGAUUAAUUGAUCAUUAGCAGGUAUGCAGACCACUACAAAAGCACUUUGCAGGUCUGGAGCAUUCAGGUGUAUGUUAACACCUAAAAGACAUAAGCAAUGGUCUUAGACAAGCAAUUGUUGAUGCGCAUUAAUCUGGAAAUGGUUAUAAAACUUGUUUGAAAUUCAUUCUUGCAACUGGACAAAGAUCUACAGCAUACCAUUUUUUUCAAUCAAAAGGGUGAAAAAUAAGGUUUUGGUAUAGCCUAGUCAAUGUCUCACAACAAAGCUGUGCAUAUGCAAAUGUCCAAAAACCUUUAAGCA